This is a messenger RNA of Colletotrichum siamense, 2553 nucleotides long. RefSeq lists its product as uncharacterized. The record is from RefSeq and is a predicted model, not a curated record. NCBI's taxonomy places the organism in Eukaryota, Fungi, Ascomycota, Sordariomycetes, Glomerellales, Glomerellaceae. The coding region runs from base 1 to 2553 and encodes 850 amino acids. The transcript has 3 exons.
AUGCCACAAACGACAAAAGUCUUCUGGGCCCCGCACAUUGAGACAGCUAAGGCCGAGCUUCAACAGGCACAAGGUCUAGGUGCAGCGGCAGUCGAGGAAUGGCUCAAGGGUUUGGAAGCCCGAGGGAAAUAUGCUAGGCAAGACGCCUCGCGAUGGGAGAAAUGGGCUCUCGCUGGAGGCUUGUUGCAUAUGCGGCAGCCUGCUUCGUCAGCACCAACGAUCAUCGCAGAGGACCAGCCCUUCGAGAUCCAAGUUCUACACGACGAGCUUGAAGUUACCGUGCCUGCCGUCACCUCGAGCCGGUCAAACAUGAUAGCGAAUGCACCGCAGACAGUAUCUCAAGGUCGCCAAGAGAGGACUCGAGAAGAGGCUGCCGCGCGAAAAGCCUUGCGACGCAUCGAGAUUGAGCGGCGGGCUAUGUUGAUUGAUCCGCCACUGCCGCCGAACGUUCUCGUGCACAUUCCCUCAUUUCAGGCAGCUAUUCAGAUCACCGCAACGCUCGAUGACGAUGCUUGGUGUCUCCUCCAGCCGAGAUUGCUUGCCCAGCGCGCUGACGCUGAGCAGGAGGAAAAUAAGAAGAAACUUGCAAACAUUCAAAGGCCGGGUUUUGAGGCAGCCGAGCCCGCACCAGUGGAAGUUUCGGAUAAGGACUGGGACGACAUCCAAGGCCCGGUACGUGCGAGCAUAGCCAAGUACGCCGACGAGACGAUUCGGAGCAAUUGGGCCAAGGGCCGUAAAGUCAACAGGGAGAAUAGCCCGCGAUUUGCAGCUGAUGUCCUGGUCUCUGUGCGGACCAGAUUUUACUCAGACGUGGCAAAGAACGCCGCAGAUGCUAUUGCAAAUGGCCAACAACCACCGGCCGACCCCCCACAGGGACCCUUCACACAAAAGCUGACUCUCGAAAACAUGAAAUGGGUGUUUGAUGUGAAAAUCAAGGUCCAUACCGAGUCUCACCGCAAGGAGUUGUUUUUGUGCAACGGUUGUGACAGUAAUAGAUAUUACGGCUUCGAGGGUGUCAUACAGCACUACGCGGCGAAGCAUACCAAAGCUCUGAGUCUUGGUAAUGUCGUCGUUCAUUGGAGGGCAGAGUGGCCACCAGAGUCGCCAUUUAGAACCCAUCCUCGAACGUCGAAGAAACCGCGCCACAAUCCAUUGCAUGGACCCCCGCAACAAGGAGCUUCUGGUCCGUCGUCACAUCUAGGCCGCGAAGCAUUGUUUGCGAACGGAGGCAAUCCCGCUCCGAUACAAUACCCCUUCUCAGCUGGGGCUGCGGCGCAAGCAGGCCCUCCCCCACAACGAGCUGUGUCAUACGGUCCAACUCCGUCAUAUCACGGAGUUGGUGUCCUCGAUUCCGGCAUUUACGGCCCUCCAACGUUCGUUGCAGGUGUAUCAAUAUCGCACCCACCUGCGCCUCCAGGACAUGGGCUAUUCGAUCAUGGCCCGCCGCCGGAGUUCCCUCCAGUUAUGAUGGCGCCGCCUUUCCUUGCCACAAAUCAGUAUAGUGCCAACAGUGCAGCUGAUUUUUACCCCAGUGCUCAGCCGCAAUACCACGUGUCCCAAAGCAGCCUGUAUCAGCCGACAUAUCACGCUCAGCUCGAGAAUCUUGUGCGUAACGCAAGAGGUGUUUGGAACACGCUCUCCAGCAUCAAGGACAUACCAGGGCCUUUGAAGGUCUGCGUUACAUUUUACCACGUAGUGAAACGCUUCCGAUUGGCUUUCUCAGAAACGCCAAGUCUUCGAAUGUUCAACGACGGUCUUUCGAACCACAAAGGUAUGCGUCCCGUCCGGAACGUGAAUGGCUUAAUGUGCCGAGCUUGCACACUGGGUUUGGGCAAUGCUCCGCACGUCUUCAUGGAGAGAAAGACCUUCUCUCUGCCUCAGCUCACCAAUCACUUCGAGAGUCUCCAUCUCGGCCUUCAACAUGCCGAACCCCAGGACCGAAUGGAUAUGGACUGGACGCAAGACAUGCUGUUGCUACCAGAACUGCCUGGGCUAGGUGCUUUCAAGGCGACUCUUGGAACUGGCGGUCAUAAGUUCAAUUUAGUACACGAAGCUGUUCCCUGGGUGUUUGAUCAUACAAGAGAACCUAUUCGCCCAUGGCCCCGAGCUGACGGAUCUGGUGACGGGUUGCGAGAGCCGGACCGGGAAGAACCCGGGUAUAUUCGACAGCAACGCGAUACGCAGAUCUGGAAGGAACGAAUCAAGGACGACGAGAUAGUGGCGGCAUCUCGCAGCUCCCAUGCUGAGUCACGCGGGGAUAUCAGCGCUAUGCAGCAAUUUGGCCCAGCCUACAAGUUGAACCCUGAACAGAAUGGGGUGGCGCUUGUGGAGGGAAGGUCCGCCUGUUCGACCACGCGGCAGUCAAACGAGCCUGAUGGCUUCAAUCUAACUGCUGCUCUGGAGUCACACCUAGCCCGAGAGCGCGACGAGCCCGCGCGGUACCAGGCAUAUCAACCACUGAGCAGACGAGCACUAUCAAGUGAUGGAAAGCAGGACACCUCCUCGCCAUCCAGCCCCACUUGGAGGAAAGCACCACCACUCUGCAUCAAAUGA